CGCGGCUAGAGCGAGAUCGCGGCCGGCGAGUGAGAGAGAGGCCGCCCUUGGUCUGGCGCUGGCGUCCCGAGGGCACCCUGCAAACACCACUCCCCAGCCCUGACUGUGGCCUCGAGCUGCUGCAUCACACGCCCCUGGGGAUUCCUUCUCAGCUUUGCAGGUGGGGAGACGAGGGCUUGGCUCAUCCCCAACCUCACCGGAGAAGGAGGGACAAGUCAGGCUCUGACCCCAGUGGCCUGCUUCCCGCCCUGCGAGGACCAGGUGAAAGGCGCGCGGACCAGGAGGAAGGCGCGAGGGCCCGGGGCUCUGGCAACUCCUGGGGCUCUGGUUCUGGCUCUGCUAGUAACUUGCCUGUGGUCUUGAAGUCCUCUCUCCUCUCUGGCUCUUAGAGAUGAGACACCAUCACCAGUAUCUCAGAGUAGCUGUCAGCAAGCGUGUGAACAAUCGAGUGUAAAGCCAGCUUGUAAGCUGUAAAGUGUCUUGCACAUGUCAAGGACCAUCACGGUUGCCUCUCUAUUGCUGUCUUGUCCUCUUCGUCACCCCGGCCCCAAGGGCAGCCUCGGUGACAUCCAGCUGCACAGUGAGCCUGGUCUCGGAACUCUCCAUGCCCAGGGAUUUCAGCCUGCAGGCCCUGUGUCUUCCCAGGUGACCACGCCGGCCUCAGGACAUGCACGGGCACAGCCGCAACGGGCAGGCCCACGUGCCCCGGCGGAAACGCCGCAACCGCUUCGUGAAGAAAAACGGCCAGUGCAACGUGUACUUCGCCAACCUGAGCAACAAGUCCCAGCGCUACAUGGCGGACAUCUUCACCACCUGCGUGGACACGCGCUGGCGCUACAUGCUCAUGAUCUUCUCCGCGGCCUUCCUCGUCUCCUGGCUCUUCUUCGGCCUCCUCUUCUGGUGCAUCGCGUUCUUCCACGGUGACCUGGAGGCCGGCGCGGCGGCGCCAGCCACGGGGGGCCCGGUGGGCAACGGCGGGGCGGCCCCGGCGGCCCCCAAGCCCUGCAUCAUGCAUGUGAAUGGCUUCCUGGGUGCCUUCCUCUUCUCUGUGGAGACGCAGACCACCAUCGGCUACGGCUUCCGCUGCGUGACGGAGGAGUGCCCGCUGGCCGUCAUCGCUGUGGUGGUCCAGUCCAUCGUGGGCUGCGUCAUCGACUCCUUCAUGAUCGGCACCAUCAUGGCCAAGAUGGCGCGGCCCAAGAAGCGCGCACAGACGCUGCUGUUCAGCCACCACGCGGUCAUCUCGGUGCGCGACGGCAAGCUCUGCCUCAUGUGGCGCGUGGGCAACCUGCGCAAGAGCCACAUCGUGGAGGCCCACGUGCGCGCGCAGCUCAUCAAGCCUUACAUGACCCAGGAGGGCGAGUACCUGCCGCUGGACCAGCGGGACCUCAACGUGGGCUACGACAUCGGCCUGGACCGCAUCUUCCUGGUGUCGCCCAUCAUCAUCGUCCACGAGAUCGACGAGGACAGUCCGCUCUACGGCAUGGGCAAGGAGGAGCUGGAGUCGGAGGACUUCGAGAUCGUGGUCAUCCUGGAGGGCAUGGUGGAGGCCACGGCCAUGACCACCCAGGCCCGCAGCUCCUACCUGGCCAGCGAGAUCCUGUGGGGCCACCGCUUCGAGCCCGUGGUCUUCGAGGAGAAGAGCCACUACAAGGUGGACUACUCACGCUUCCACAAGACCUACGAGGUGGCCGGCACGCCCUGCUGCUCGGCCCGGGAGCUGCAGGAGAGCAAGAUCACCGUGCUGCCGGCCCCGCCACCUCCGCCCAGUGCCUUUUGCUAUGAGAACGAGCUGGCCCUCAUGAGCCAGGAGGAAGAGGAGAUGGAGGAGGAGGCGGCCGCGGCGGCCGCGGUGGCCGCAGGCCUGGGCCUGGAGGCGGGCUCCAAGGAGGAGGCAGGCAUCAUCCGGAUGCUGGAGUUUGGCAGUCACCUGGAUCUGGAGCGCAUGCAGGCCACCCUCCCCCUGGACAACAUCUCCUACCGCAGGGAGUCGGCCAUCUGACCUCCAGGCCCUGCCCGCCUCGCCUCCUGCCGGCCGAGCCCCUGCCCCGGUGGGAAGCCAGGAUGCCUCUCCCACACUCGUGACAGAGCUGGCCCAGCUCUGUGGACCUCCUGGAGGAAGGUGGGGACAUCCAAGACGGGGGGACCCUUCCUGCCGACUGCAGAGCCCAGGCCUGGGGAGCGCCUGGGGACUCGGUCCAAGCUCCCAGCUCCUGGCCGCCAGUGGCUGCGGCCCCUGCACCUUCCGCCCUUCCCCACUGACCCGUCAAGGACGUGCCCCGCCCCCGCGCCCUCCGAACUUGGGGAAGGCGGCUGGACUGCUGGGGAGUGGGCAUUUUGGGGUUCUGGGGGGGCAGGGGGUGGGGCUGGGAGGGGGGAGGGGCGCGUUUCUCUUGCAUGACUACAGCCUUGUGCUCUCCUGACUUUCUUUUGUAAAUAUCUACAAACGGAGUGAGCUAGAGACGCCAGAUCCACCUCCGCCAUUUUUACCUGCAGGACAAGGGGGUGUUGCCCCUCUCUUCCCCCCACCGUCAUGCCCAGCCCCUUCCCCUGUCCAGCUGGCUGUCCCCAGAGCCCCUUCAAAGCCAAAGUGUGUCCCCUGGAUGGUGUUGGGUUUGGGUGCAGAGGCGGAACCCCAGGAGGCAGGCUGAGGACCUGUCCCCCUCCCUCCCUGCGGUCCUCGGGUCCCCCUGGCCCAGCUCGGACUGAUAAUGGAGUUUGUAACUAUCUAUUUUUAAUAAAGUAUAUGGUCCGAUAGGCCGAGCUGGCUGAGAGGGAGCGGUAGGCAGCACAAUGAGGGAGCGUGUGUGCACGCGUGUCUGUGUGUCCCUGUCUGACACUCUGGCCCUGCAGGGGUCGCAUUGCCUGCCGCUGUCCUCCCAGGGUGGAGGAGGGGUCCUGAGUGGGCAUCAGGGAACCUGGGCCUGAGUCAAAGCUUUGGGGCAGUGGAAAGGGCUCCCUGACUUGCACACUCACGCUCACACAGACACACAUGUGCGCACACACGUGUGACGAGGCUGACUGCGGGACACGUGGUAGGCAGGAUUCCAGGAGCCAGUGGGAAGCUUGGUCAGUCCAGGCCUGGUCUUUGCCUCACUGUGGGGCCCCCUGAAAACUCAGCUCUCUAAAAACUCAGGUACCCAUGAUUCCCACGGCCUCAAGGUCCCCUCGGCGGCUCCCAGCCCAGCCUCUCUUGAAUGCACGCCAACGGCUGCACCUGCUGCCAGGCCAGCCGGAGUAAGAUCCAAGGCUACCCCAUCCACAUGUCGCGGGGGCCUGGCAGCUGGCUGGGGGCUGUGCGUCUGCUCUGGGGACCUCUCUCUUCCUCUGUGGGUUGGCAUCAGAUCCUUUCACGACAUCUCAGGACAGCCUCCUAGGAGCAGAAGCAGAAGCCGCCAGGUCUCAGAGGCCUAGACUUGAACCUGUAUAAUGUCAUUUCCGGGCAUGCCAUUGGCCGUCCAGGUCACCCAGCCAACCGAGGUGCACAGGGUAGGAAAUGAGAUGCCACCUCUUGGGAGAGAAGCCAAGUCCCUGCUGCAAAGGGCAUGCACGAAAAGAAGAGGGGUGGCCAUGCAAGGUGACCUAUUUCAGGCCUCUUGAAAGCUUGAGAGUCUGCAGCCGCCUUCAGCUCUUGCUCUAUUCCACCACCAGCUGCGUACGCAGUACUCAGAUUACAGGAAAGCAGAAGGCAUCUUCCCUGGUCCUAGGGAUCUUCCAUGCCAAGGUGCCAGCUACCUCAGGGUAUGCAGGGAGCCAGCCACCAGGCUCACCCACUGUGAGGCGUUGUGGGCGGCCAUGGGAACAGCCCCCUUCCAUCAGCCCUGCAACGAGGCUGCCGUGGAGUAAACUGCAGGGCAUCUGCGUGCUUUAACAAUUUAACAAAGGAGCCCAAGGCUUCCUUUGGUGGUGGGGGGGUGCCCCCCUGGAUCCAAGGUGACACCUUCCACAUCCUUCAGUUCAGGUUUCCUCCAGCCCUGCGAGCCCCAUGUCCUCCUCUCCUGCCUGCUUCAUUCCCCAGGGCUUUGGGCAACAAGGCGUGAGAGGGGAACUCAGGGCCGCCCCCAGACUGGGACUCAUCCCACAGGACACACAGCUGUCCCCCUGGGGAGAGGCCAGGCUGCAGGAGGGACAGGGACACACGGAGGGCUGGUGCUAGGAGGAGCAGCCAGGGACAUCUUAGGGUCUCCCCUCCCAAGCAUCUUCUGUCACCGGUUGCCACUUGCUGGGACGUUGGGGCAAUCGCUCCUCUACGGUGGCCUGCCUCUCUGGUCAUAGACAAGGUGACCCCUAAAGCCAAGACUUUCGGGCUGGAGUGGCAAAGGGGGAGGACAGUGUGGGCAGGCAAGUGACAGAGAGAGAGAGAGAGAGAGAGAGAGAGAGAGAGAGAGAGAGAGAGAGAGAUGGUGCUGCAGGAGGCUCCAGGUGCAGGAGGCCUCGGCUUCUGCAAACUUGCGCUCGCUCCCUCGAGGCCUCAGCUCUGCUCGGUGCUGACUCACCUUCCUCUCCCACCUGCUCCCCUGUCAUCGCCUCCCACCCGCCUCCCGCUCGCUCGCUCGCUCACAUCCUCCCUCCACGACGGCUCGGUGGCCCGAUGGCUGCCUCUGGGGGCGGCAGGAGCUCGGGGCCCCUGGCUACCGUUGCGCACAUGGGUACAUCAGCCUUGCAGGGCCUGGAGGUGCCGCCCUGCUCCUCUUCCCCAGCCCAGCCCACUCCCCCUGAGCCAGGAAAGGGGGACCCCACGCCACCUGCCACGCCCGGCCUCCCCGCUGCAGCCCAGCCCGGUUGGGGGCGGGGGGACCUGGGAUGGGCAGGUGGCUGGAGGAGCAGGAAGGGAAGGGGCUGGAAGCCUCCCCUCUGUGCCCCGACCUGGCCGGGCUGCCUGACCCCGUCCGCUCUCCUGGCCGCUGUGCAGUGUCCUCCUGCCGGCCCAGGACCACGGCUGGCUGAGAACGUGGGUCCCUUCUCCAAAAAAUCGGGACGGCACUAAAAACCAUCAAAAGCACUAAAAUAUAAAACAUUUCCCUUUCUUACAAUUUCCUCCUCUGCUCGUGCUCACGCGUUGUGUCACUGAAGCUCACGGACAGAGCACAGAUUCAAAAAUAAAACUAAGAAGUUCAAGACA
Messenger RNA from Chinchilla lanigera (long-tailed chinchilla), 5122 nucleotides. It is a transcript of the gene Kcnj4, whose product is annotated as potassium channel, inwardly rectifying subfamily J, member 4. The transcript is spliced from 2 exons. NCBI's taxonomy places the organism in Eukaryota, Metazoa, Chordata, Mammalia, Rodentia, Chinchillidae. Gene Ontology annotation, cellular component: plasma membrane. The record is from RefSeq and is a predicted model, not a curated record. Gene Ontology annotation, molecular function: inward rectifier potassium channel activity. Bases 668 to 2002 code for a protein of 444 amino acids. Gene Ontology annotation, biological process: potassium ion import across plasma membrane; regulation of monoatomic ion transmembrane transport.